GUGGACGCCGAGGCUCCCUUCCUUACGGAGCACAUGGAAGAUGAGCCACCGCUCGCUGGCGUCUCCGACUUCCAUGGCCGCCUCGUCUACCGCAGCACCUCCGGCGGGUGGCGAUCCGCCCUCUUCGUCGUCGUGGUGGAGGUCACCAGCGCUUUCGCCUACUACGGCGUAUCGGCGAACCUGAUCACCUACUUGACGGGGCCGCUGGGUCACUCCAACGCCGCCGCCGCUGCCGCCGUGAAUGUCUGGGCGGGAACGGCCACUCUCAUGCCCCUGCUGGGCGCCUUCGUCGCCGACUCGUGGCUGGGGCGCUACCGGUCCAUCAUUGUCGCAUGCAUCCUCUACGUCUUGGGAUAUGCCAUGAUCACUCUAUCAACCAUGCUCUCGGCACAUGAUCCAUCGUUGCAAGCCGGCGACACCUCUCCUCACCCCUUGUCGCUGCAGGUGGUCUUCUUCUAUGCCUCCCUCUAUCUCAUCGCCGUCGCGCAGGGCGCAGAUAAUCCAUGUGCACUGGCCUUUGCCGCCGACCAGUUUGAUCCCGACCACCCCAGGGAGUGCGCCGCCCGCAGCUCCUUGUUCAACUGGUGGUACUUCUCCUUGGCUGUAGGUAUCACAGUUUCUGUUGGUGUUGUCGGCUACAUCCAGGAGAACCUUGGCUGGGGAAUUGGAUUUGGCAUGCUAUGUGCCCUCAUGCUAUGUGCCUUUGUUGUCUUCCUCCUCGGCACCCCUACAUACCGCCUCUAUGAGCCCACUCCCGGCGCUGGUAGCCCCUUCGCCCUCCUUGCUCGUAGCCUCACUGCGCUAUCACAGCAUGACAAUGCCACUUCAUGCUCAUUGCUAGAAGCCAAAGACGUUGCAACCCAAAAGGAGGACGCGCGUGCGGUGCUACGGUUGUUGUCAAUUUGGGCAGGAUGCCUAGCAUAUGGUGUGGCAUUUGCUCAAGUCAUGACACUCUUUAACAAGCAGUGCCGCACCCUGGACCGCCGCAUCUUUGGCGGCGUGGAGCUGCCGCCGGCGGCACUGCAAACGUUGGGACCUGCAUCAGCCCUAUUGUUUGUCCCCAUAUAUGACCGCGUGCUCGUGCCGGCACUGAGGCGCACGACAGGCACCCUGUCGGGGCUGACGCUGCUGCAACGUGUGGGCACAGGAUUGGCGCUGACCCAAGCCUCAAUGUCGGUUGCGGCAUUGGUGGAGGCGCGGCGCCUUGAGACGGCACGCGAGCACGGCCUAGUGGACGACGCGGAGGCAACAGUGCCGAUGUGCUGGGCGUGGCUGGUGCCACAAUACGUUUUGAUUGGGGUGGCUGGUGUGUUCGCGGAAGUGGGGAUGCAGGAGUUCUUCUAUGAUCAGAUGCCCAGCGAGCUACGCAGCCUGGGCAUGGCGCUCUUCUAUAGCGUGAUUGGCAUCGGCAACUUCAUCAGCGGCGCUCUUGUUUCCCUAAUCGACCGCAUCACCAGCAGCGGUGGCGGCGACAGCUGGUUCGCGGACAACCUGAACCGUGCUCACCUCGACUACUUCUACUGGUUGCUCGCCGGCUUCAGUGCCGCCGAGCUCGCGCUCUUCCUCCGUUGCGCAAGCACCUACGUCUACAGUCACAAGAGGCUCCGCUGAAGCAAGUGCAUUAGUACAAUGUUGUUACGUAUAGUAUACUAAAAGUUCAAAG
Molecule: messenger RNA, 1663 nt
Organism: Hordeum vulgare subsp. vulgare (domesticated barley)
Lineage: Eukaryota; Viridiplantae; Streptophyta; Magnoliopsida; Poales; Poaceae
Product: protein NRT1/ PTR FAMILY 5.10-like
Exons: 3
Coding region: 34-1611 (525 amino acids)
Biological process (GO): transmembrane transport
Cellular component (GO): membrane
Molecular function (GO): transmembrane transporter activity
Source: RefSeq, a predicted model, not a curated record